AUGUGGCGUUUCGACCGCGCAAAAAUCUUCGCGAAGGCAGGGGACGGAGGGAACAGCGUCGUCGCAAUGCGGCGUGAAAAGUUUGUGCCUUUGGGCGGUCUGGCAGGCGGUGACGGUGGGCGAGGAGGUAAUGUGUAUAUGGAAGUAGAUGGUUCGAUGAAUUCACUUCUGCCAUUUCAAAACAGCGUUCAUUUUCGGGCAGGGAGAGGUGAUCAUGGAAGAGGGCAGUCCCAGAAUGGGGCUAAGGGAGAGGACGUCGUGAUUAAAGUAGCUCCUGGGACUGUUGUUCGAGAGGCUGGGAAGGAGGAGGUGCUUCUGGAGUUAUUGCAUCCCGGGCAGCGUGCAUUGUUGUUGCCGGGAGGAAGAGGCGGGAGAGGGAACGCUUCGUUUAAGUCGGGGAUGAAUAAGGUGCCAAGGAUUGCUGAGAAUGGUGCAGAGGGUCCUGAAAUGUGGUUGGAGCUGGGGCUAAAGCCAGUUGCAGAUAUUGGAAUAGUGGGCGCCCCAAAUGCAGGGAAAAGCACACUUUUGAGUGUGAUAAGUGCUGCUCAGCCAACAAUAGCAAAUUAUCCCUUCACAACUUUACUUCCUAAUCUGGGUAUGGUUUAUUUUGACUAUGAUUCUACAAUGGUAGUAGCAGAUCUGCCAGGUUUACUUGAAGGAGCACACCGGGGUUUUGGUUUGGGACAUGAGUUUCUACGGCACACUGAGGAGUGUUCUGCCCUGUCUCUUAUAAAACUUGGUGUCAAGGAAGGUGACACAGUGAUUGUUGGAGAUGAAAGGAUCCACAGAAACAACCAAGUGGCCUCAGUGGAAGUGCCGACGGUUAUGUGUUAUUUAACUGCUAACAUAUCAAAGAGAAAGGUAUUGUAUUGA
Prunus armeniaca (apricot) is the source of this 873-nucleotide messenger RNA. NCBI's taxonomy places the organism in Eukaryota, Viridiplantae, Streptophyta, Magnoliopsida, Rosales, Rosaceae. The record is from the annotation of a GenBank genome assembly.